Molecule: messenger RNA, 1394 nt
Organism: Schistosoma rodhaini
Lineage: Eukaryota; Metazoa; Platyhelminthes; Trematoda; Strigeidida; Schistosomatidae
Source: the annotation of a GenBank genome assembly
UCCAAUUAAAAGUAUGUAAUUUUGAACUGUGCUAAGUUCAGUAUUUUUCCCCUGUAUGGCUUCCAGCUGUGAUACUCCGCAGGAUCAUGAUCCCAGUAGACUAAUUAUAAAAGUAUGGGAAUUUUUUGCAAGUGCUGCAACUGGUUUGUGCCAACUAUAUAAAGGCAAGAUUGAUCACUGCGCUGAUUUUCAAAAUUUACUGGAUACGCUGUCUUCAAUUGAGAGGUUCUAUAGAGGAUCUCAGAAUUCUGUAGAAGCUGCACUGAGCUAUGGAAAAAUCGUCGGUUCUCAGUAUCUACGCCUUCAUUUGAGAGAUUUAGCUUAUGAGAAUAUUCAAACUACUACAGGGGAAAAUGGAGUUGAAGUUUAUGUGCCUUUGGAAUCAUUAUUACUUGGGAGCACUGAAACACUUGGUCGUUCCAGAAAACUCCAAAGAAAGCGUCCACGCCAUUGUGUUUAUUGUCCUCAUUUAUCUAAGCGAAUUGCUUUGGACAAUUGCGGUCACAAGCGUUGUCGUAAUAGAUGCUCCAAAAAGAAGCGAACAUUUUUUUCUGUUUUAAACACAGUCUUAGAUGAUUCACAUUUGUAUGGUGUCAUUGAUGGCCUCAACGGAGAUGGAUCUAUCAGACACAACGAUGAAGUAGUAAAGUCGAUUGUGCCUAAUUCUUUAUCGGCAUCAGAAGCUUUCAUUCCCCCCAUCAGUUCAUUUGUCAAUCAUUCAAGUAUUUCACAAUUAGUUUGUGAUGGAUUGACCCAGAGAAGAAAGCGUCAUCAUCAUAUACUGCCUAGUUAUCAAGUAACGAAUAACCGUGUCUGUAAUUCUACUGAUUAUCGUGAUGAGUCAAUCAGUCGGGAUCCAUUCAAUGUCUUUCAGGAUGCUGUACAGAUCAUAAAUCUUCUUGAUCCACUCUCCAAAUUUUCAGUAACCAGUAGCACAGGGAACUCACAAAACUCGUUCAAGCGUCCUCGUAUUGAAAGCUCUACUUCAUCCAUGGAUGACUCGAACAAUAUAUUACUAUAAUAUAAGCUACUCUGAUCUACGUGAAAUGUUUUCAUAGUUUUUCUCCAAAAUUUUCUUCGUACCUCCUGAACUUCUUUGAAUGAUCCGACUUCUAUAUGUUCCUAAAGCUGUUUAUGAUUGUAUCUUCUUCCUAGACUAUCUGACAUUUACGCAUUUGUGAAACAUUAUUGGUAUCUCCCUUUGUGUCUAAGUGGUACAUUUCAUCAUAUGUUGUAUUUCUCAGAAGAAAUUUAACUAAAACUUUAAAUCACUACUGUACUUUCUAGUUUCCAAAAAAAAGUUAUGAUGUACCCAUUAGUUUUUUCUUGGUUGCUGUUUCCCUCCACUCAUCAGCUAUUUUAAGAAUAAACGUUGAGAGCAAAUCAAUUCAUUU